Molecule: messenger RNA, 1065 nt
Organism: Lactuca sativa (garden lettuce)
Lineage: Eukaryota; Viridiplantae; Streptophyta; Magnoliopsida; Asterales; Asteraceae
Product: delta(7)-sterol-C5(6)-desaturase
Biological process (GO): lipid biosynthetic process
Molecular function (GO): iron ion binding; oxidoreductase activity
Source: RefSeq, a predicted model, not a curated record
CUACUCCACCCUAUAUUUAUAUAUAUAAACUCUCAUUUCUUCUAAUCUUCUCCGAUCGACCGACAACCGCUACUCGCCUCCGCCACCACCAGCAUCUCGCCGGAAACAAUCAUAUCGAUACAUAUAGUUCACUUAUCACUGGUCCGAUGGACGAAAAGUAUCUGCAAUUGUUUGUAGAUGAAACGUCGUUGACCAACCAGCUUGUGCUCGGAGCACUGCUGCCGGAGAAGAUUUGGACGCCGCUGCCACACUUUUUUCAGACAUGGCUCCGGAAUUACACCGCCGGAACCCUAGUUUACUUCAUCACAAGUUUUCUUUGGAGCUUCUAUGUUUAUUUCUACAAAUACAACGUUUACGUUCCUAAAGAUGCAAUUCCUUCAAGAAAAGCAAUGGGUUUACAAAUAUAUGUGGCAAUGAAGGCGAUGCCAUGGUAUUGUCUUCUUCCUACGAUCUCGGAGUACAUGGUUGAAAAUGGAUGGACCAGAUGUUUUUCAAGGAUAAGUGACGUUGGCUGGUUUUCAUAUGUUUUGAAUUUAGGGUUUUAUCUCAUACUCGUUGAAUUCGGUAUUUAUUGGAUGCAUAGAGAGUUACAUGACAUUAAACCUCUCUACAAAUACCUUCACGCAACUCAUCAUAUCUACAAUAAGCAAAACACACUUUCACCUUUCGCCGGUUUGGCAUUCCAUCCUAUAGAUGGUAUACUGCAAGCCGUACCACAUGUUAUCGCGCUAUUCCUAGUGCCAACACAUUUCACAACGCACAUAGGUUUGUUAUUUAUUGAAGCCAUAUGGACUGCAAACAUUCAUGAUUGUGUAGAUGGGAAAAUAUGGCCCGUUAUGGGUGCAGGCUACCACACUAUUCAUCAUACAACAUACCGACAUAACUAUGGGCAUUAUACCGUAUGGAUGGAUUGGAUGUUUGGCACACUUCGUGAUCCUUUAGAAGACGAAGAGACCAAAAAGAUGUGACUUUGAUUGGUGUCUUGUUUUGGAUUGUGUUGUGUUUAUGUAAAGAACUAUUUUUUCGAUGGUUUUAUAUCAGUUAAUUUGAGUUAUAUUUUAUUUA